UUCUAAUUUCAUUUUCAUAAAAAAUCAACAGCAAUGGGAUACGACAGGCUCCCACCAUUCCAACAUGCAGAACUCACACCUAAAAACAACAACAAAAAGCUUCUCAUUAUUUCAGUUCUUGCCUUCUUCACUAUCAUCAUUGUCUCAGUUGUCUGUGCCGGCCUCGUGGUUGUGCUCCGUGAAGGCGGCGGCGCCACUCCGGUCGGGGGAACCCUAAUCCCCCGUAGGGCAACGCAAGCUAUUUCCAGGACUUGUGGCAAAACUCGGUUCCAGAAGCUUUGUGUCAACUCGUUCCUCCAAUUUCCUGGCUCGCUCACCGCCAGUGAGCAGGACCUUGUUCACAUGUCCUUCAAUGUCACGCUGCAGCGCUUCAACAGGGCUCUUUUUACGACUACGUCCAUCUCCUAUAUCCAGAUGGAUCCACGUGUACGGUCAGCUUACGACGACUGCCUCGAGCUAUUGGAAGAUUCCGUCGACACCCUCUCCCGUUCCCUCUCCUCCGUCAUUCCCAAUGGUAAAGGCGGGUCCACUCAGGACGUGAUGACAUGGCUUAGUGCGGCGUUGACGAACCAAGACACGUGCACGGAGGGAUUUGAUGGACUAAGCGGGGCGGUGAAGGAUCAAGUCACUGCCAAAUUGGCGGACUUGUCGGAGCUCGUGAGUAACUGUUUGUCAAUAUUCGCGGCGAGCGGCGGAGACGACUUGGGCGGAGUGCAGACGCAGAACAGGAGGCUGCUGGCCUCGGGAGAAAAUAUAGACGACCGACAUUUCCCGAAAUGGUUGAGGAGGGAAGAGAGGGAGCUACUGGACACUCCUCUGUCGGCCAUCCGCCCCGACAUAAUCGUUUCAAAAGACGGAAACGGCACCAUUAAGACCAUCGCCGAAGCCAUUAAAAAGGCACCGGAGUAUAGUACUCGCCGGACCAUCAUUUACGUGAAGGCGGGAAGGUACGAAGAGAGUAUUCUGAAGGUGGGGAGGAAGAAAAUAAACUUGAUGUUUGUAGGAGAUGGAAAGAGUAAAACAAUAAUUACAGGUGGAAAAAGUAUAUUUGACAAUAUCACCACAUUCCACACUGCUGUCUUCGCGGCAACCGGUGCCGGUUUUAUUGUAAGAGACAUGACAUUCGAGAACUGGGCUGGACCGGUCAAGCACCAGGCAGUGGCUCUACGUAUCGGGGCAGACCAUGCUGUAGUAUACAGAUGCAACAUAAUUGGCUAUCAAGACACAUUAUAUAUUCACUCCAAUCGUCAAUUUUACCGUGAAUGUGACAUUUACGGGACAGUCGAUUUCAUUUUCGGUAAUGCCGCCGUGGUGUUCCAAAAUUGUAGCAUUUACGCUCGUAAACCCUUGCCUUUUCAAAAGAACACCAUCACAGCCCAAAACCGAAAGGACCCAAACCAGAAUACGGGCAUAUCGAUCCAUGCAUGCCGAAUCCUACCGACGCCGGAUCUAGCAGCUGCCAAGGGUAGCUUCCAAACAUAUCUAGGCCGUCCAUGGAAGUUGUAUUCUAGGACGGUAUUCAUGUUAUCGUACAUGAGUGACCACAUUCACCCUAGGGGAUGGCUCGAGUGGAAUUCUACAUUUCCGGUCGAUAUGUUAUAUUACGGCGAAUACAUGAACUAUGGACCGGGUGGGGCAAUCGGCCAACGGGUGAGAUGGCCGGGAUAUAGGGUUAUCACUUCAGAUAUUGAAGCAGCCAAGUUCACAGUGGCACAAUUUAUUUAUGGAUCAACAUGGUUGCCAUCAACUGGAGUCACUUUCUUGGCUGGCCUACAAGUGUAACAUAAAUUUUAUAUUUUUUUAGGUUUUUAAUUGUCUGGAAUAUAAUUAUAUCUA
Hibiscus syriacus is the source of this 1836-nucleotide messenger RNA. RefSeq names its product probable pectinesterase/pectinesterase inhibitor 34. The transcript has 3 exons. Bases 34 to 1782 code for a protein of 582 amino acids. Gene Ontology annotation, biological process: cell wall modification. NCBI's taxonomy places the organism in Eukaryota, Viridiplantae, Streptophyta, Magnoliopsida, Malvales, Malvaceae. Gene Ontology annotation, molecular function: pectinesterase activity; pectinesterase inhibitor activity. The record is from RefSeq and is a predicted model, not a curated record.